This is a messenger RNA of Haliotis rufescens (red abalone), 1488 nucleotides long. Its product is annotated as protein preY, mitochondrial-like. The coding region runs from base 10 to 348 and encodes 112 amino acids. Lineage: Eukaryota; Metazoa; Mollusca; Gastropoda; Lepetellida; Haliotidae. The transcript has 3 exons. The record is from RefSeq and is a predicted model, not a curated record.
UCCUUAAACAUGGCGGCGCCCGUGAAACACAUGUCCAAAUAUUUUGUUCAAGGUUGUAGAGGAGCCUCUUGGCGUCGGACAUCAUCUAGGUGGCUAUUAACCACAAAGACCUUGUUAGAAGAUGCCUCAGCCAAGGAGACAGGGAGCUUUAAUGAAAACAUCCUGGAGCAUAUAUGCUGUCCGCUGUCUAAGAAACCUCUGAGGUAUGACAGAGGAAACUGUCAACUUGUCUGUGAUGAUAUCGGUGUCGCCUACCCAAUAGUCAAUGGCAUCCCAAACCUUAUUCCAGCAGACGCCCGCAUGAUAAAGACCGACAAGCCACUACAACCAGACAGUCAGCCUGUGUGAGCCAGGCUCCCUAUGUAGUCAUGUGUCAUCACCAGUCUUGUUCAUCUAUCAACAUUUGUUGGCCAAGAGUUCUUGAAUUGUUGUCAACAUAUGUGGUAUAAAUACUUCCUUAGAACCAUCUAUGUCACAGUGUCAAAAAGUCUAACUCAGACAAGACAGUUAUGUAAGUUUUGUAGUUUGAGAUUCCAGCAGCCAGUCUGAUGCUAUACUGUACUAGCAUAAAUAUCUACAACAGCAACCAAUCACUUCCAACGCCUGUCUGUGUUGCUCUGACAUCUGUGGAAGUCGCCUCAUCAGUAUAGAGAGUGAUAGUGCUUUGGUCUAGCAUAUCACUGAUGAAGGAAGGUCUCUCCGAAGCCUUUUGGAACACUUUCACUCUUUGUGCAUGUUAUGGUAGUAACAGUGUGGGUUGUCAUGGACUACAUUAGAUAUUGAAUGAUACUAAUUAGUAUUCCAUACACCUAUGACCUCAUUGUCAUGAAUAAUUAUUUAUUGGUUACCUCCUUUAGACGUAAGAAUUAUUUUAUUUAAAUCAAGGCUCACACCGGCUUUGAAAAGGCCUCGAAUGUAGACGUAAGACUGUAGACGUUGGCCUUAAAGAGGCCUCGACUGUAGACGUUGGUCUUAAAGAGGCCUUAAAUGUAGACGUUGGCCUUAAAGAGGCCUUAAAUGCAAAAUUAGCUUGAAAAGGGCCAUAAACAGUCAACGUCAAGUCUAUAUUUCAAUUUUGCUUUUUAAUUAAUAUGUUUCACAUAUCCAAGGGAAAAAACAUUGUUACCUGCUUGACUGCUUAGAAUGUGAAAUAUCAAUAAACAUUUCUUUUUGUUUGUUGAAUCUAAUCGGUUCAAGUAUUAUCAAGCUCUGUUUUGUUUAAGGUCAUUAAACCUGUUAAAAAAAUGUUGCGCUUUUCAUUAUUAGGGCCUUAAUUCUGUGUGCAAGAGUCUUAAAAAGACUUUAAAAUUGCUGACUUAAAUGAACUGUAUGAACCAUGUUAAUAUACUCACUAAAUGUGUAUGCACUAUAUUCUAAGCAUGUACAUUUAAAUAGGAAUUGCAUAUCAAAUGUAACAUAUCUUUUAAUUUGUACACAUAUUCUGGGUUAGUGACUGAAAAAAAGUAAUAAAUGUUUUCCCUCCUAUAA